AUGCCGACAAGCGUGCCCAAGGACUCUGGACUGGGUGUUUGCAAGCAAUGUCAGGUUCAUGAUGCUGUGGAAAAUGUUCGAUCCCGACCCAUGUGCAAGGACUGCUUUUGCAAGUACAUCGCAACCAAAGCCGUGAAGCGCAUGGAAAAGUUCCGCACCAGAUUCUCCACAGCAGGCCAACAACGAGUACUGCUCCUACCACUCUCAAUGGGCGUUUCCUCACUAGCACUCCUCCACUGCUUAGACGAACAACUCAAACGCCAGAUCGAAAACACUGGACGCACCGGAUUUGCCCUACAAAUACUACACGUCGACAUGACCGCCGUAGUCCCCGAAGGACCCCCAGAAAAAGACUUGGACGCAAUCAAGGAACGCUACCCAACACACACCUACACCUCCAUUCCUCUUUCCUCAGUCAUGGAAGUAGAAGAUAUCCAGGACUUGCUCAAACAAUACAACAUCGACACACCCGCCUCCCUAGCUCUCGCCCACGAAGGCAUCGAAACCACAAACCUCGAAUCCCUCCAAAAACUCCUCCAAGCAAUCCCAACAGCAACAGCAAGAUCGGACGUCCUCCAAAUCCUCCUCCACAAACUCAUUGUCGAUUUCGCAAAAGCGGAUACCUGUGAAGCCAUCGUCUGGGGCGACAGCACGACCAGACUCGCGGAAAAAACACUCGCGGAGACAGCGAAAGGCAGAGGAUUUGCUUUGGCCUGGUUGGUUUCUGAUGGGCCCUCACCAUAUGGAAUUGAUUUCUACUACCCCAUGCGCGACCUGCUGAAGAAGGAAAUCCACGCAUACGCAACCUACACAAAUCCCCCUCUAUCUCCUCUAGUGGCGCCAGAACCACCGCUGGAGACGGUGGUGAGUGCCAAACACAGCACCAUUGACGGAUUGAUGCGCAACUACUUCGACGCCGUGGAGAAGAAUUACCCCAGUAUCGUGGCCAAUGUGGUCAGGACGACUGCAAAACUACAAGCACCUGGCGUUGGUGCUGGAGAUGCAAGUUGCAGUCUUUGUGGUUUGCCCUUGCUGCUCACACCCAGAACCGAGGAGGGCUUGGUUGCUGAGGGCAAAGCACCACCGCCGUUGUGUUAUGGUUGUAUGAGAAGUGUGCCCAUGUUUUCGCCUUGA
Aureobasidium pullulans EXF-150 is the source of this 1134-nucleotide messenger RNA. RefSeq lists its product as uncharacterized. Gene Ontology annotation, cellular component: cytosol. The record is from RefSeq and is a predicted model, not a curated record. The transcript has 2 exons. Gene Ontology annotation, molecular function: sulfurtransferase activity; tRNA binding. Bases 1 to 1134 code for a protein of 377 amino acids. Gene Ontology annotation, biological process: tRNA wobble position uridine thiolation. NCBI's taxonomy places the organism in Eukaryota, Fungi, Ascomycota, Dothideomycetes, Dothideales, Saccotheciaceae.